AUUACAUCUUUUUACAAAUUCACAAAACUCAAAAAGUUUUUCAAAAGAAUCGUUGAAGACGAGAUAUAAGCUCAUGCAAUACUAGCAAUAAUAUGACUGCGCUCAGUGAUCAACGAUUCUAAUUCACUUUUACUACUUUUGGCGGCUGAUAUUACUUUAAUAAAACCACACACUUCGUGUGCAAAGUUGAAAACUUCUCAAGCUUAAACUUGAAGUAUGAACUAUAGAUAGUUAAAUUUUCUGCGAAGUUGUACAAGAAUCGGCAUUGAAAAUUAAUUGCACAUGAUUUGGAGUGGAUAAAUGCAUGCAUAAUGCGGGGACCGUUUUCGCGCGAAGUUUUUUCAGUAUUGACCAUGCAUUGUGAUACAGACGAGUCUAUGAGAUAUUUAUGUAUAGAAACAGAUGUGUUUCAGCUAUUUAUGUAAAAAUUCAGAUAUUUAUGUUGUGUUGAGUAUUAAGUGACCUUGACAACGGUCGAGAACAUUUUUGAUAUUAAAAACUCCAGUUGCAAAAAAUGCAAAUGAACGUAAACAAAGACUUAUACAUAUAACAUCAGGUUCUACACAUGAAAAGUUCCUGGGCAAUUCCUGAACAAUAAUAUCAGUAUAUCGAGUCAAAGAAACACGCAUUUUUCUUGCAUGCCUUGGUGUCAAUAAGUCGCUAGAUAUAAUGACGGAGUGGAAAAUCACAGUCGCUAACAAAACGGGAGAAGAUUCAGCCUCUGGUGAGGGAAGUAUUGUGAAGUUUGCACUUUUCCAAGUACCUUCAGAAAAGGAUGAGACGAAUACCUAUCCUUGCGCUUGGGUUGUCGAUAAGGUUGCAUAUCCUGGGGAAAUUCAUGAUAUUACAUUACCAAAUGAAUUUGAGUUGGCAAUCGUAGAUGAAGUAAAUGGUAGCGAGCGAAUAACUGGCCCUUUUCCAGUUUCGUCUGGUAAAGAGGUUUACAUAACCCAAAAGAGUCGCGACGAUCCGCCGAGUCAUGAAAUAAAAGAGGGUAAAGCACUCGACGACGACACGGCGCCCAUGAUUCAGGUGUUUAACAACCAGGGAAACAUUCAGCCUCUCACAAUGGUUCUGUACAAGAAGCAGAAGAAAUUGAUAAUGUCCGAUAAAGUUGUUCCUGGAAGCUCCGUGAAUAUGAGCGUAAAACAACAGAUAAAUAUUCAUGACGCUGGCAGCACAAAUGAUAUUAACGAAGGUGACUCGUUGAAAGACCAAGGCAUAAUUACAUCCUCCACUAUGUUCAAGUUAUUACCCUCAACUCCUGGGAUCACGAUAGAUGUACAUCGGGGACCAACUGGUCAACUUUCUUUUAACUUGAGCGCCUUAUGACUUAGUAAGGGUCUCAAUAAGCACUUUGAAGAGAAUACAUAAAAUGAGAUUUCCUGCCAUUUGAGGGUAGCAUUUUUCUCCGAUUUUUGAACGACGUAA
Molecule: messenger RNA, 1431 nt
Organism: Dendronephthya gigantea
Lineage: Eukaryota; Metazoa; Cnidaria; Anthozoa; Malacalcyonacea; Nephtheidae
Exons: 2
Coding region: 670-1332 (220 amino acids)
Source: RefSeq, a predicted model, not a curated record